AUGAAUUUCCCCAGUUAUUUUGUCUGCCUGGUUUUCCUUUUCACUUUUUAUCUCGAUAUAACCAACUCCUUUGUGGCCUAUACAGCUUCCAGCACUCAUGGUAUAUUUGCCGCAAUUGCUGUUCCGCUUGAGUUGCCCCAUCGAAAUGUGUUUGUCUCUUAUAAUUUUGAGGCCAACUACAAUUUACCCACAAACUGGGAGAAAUGGACAAUAUUUCAAAAUGGUCCCAUAGAGUCGGAGGAAGUGGUGGCAGACACCGAUACUGAAACGGAGGCGGAGUCUUCCCGGAAAUUGGUCGCUGGGUGCCAUAACUGCACGGUGGAGGAAAAUGAAGUGGGCGGUGAGGAACACGAGGAAUCCACUGAAGUAAACCACCAUGAACGAAAAGUUCGAUCCCUGCUCACUCGUUCAAAUAUAUAUCGCAUAUUUAUAGACAAAUUAAAGAGGAGUGGUUUUCAAGGCGAAACUUGUUUGCUACGGCUGAUUUGUGAAACAAGUGCUGCGCAAUUGGAUGAAUUCAAUGGUGUUUUGGGCAGUUUAAUGCAUGUCUUAUUAAGUCCCAGCACUUCCGAGUCAGAGGACCUGCCCCUGCGUUAUUACCAAGCGGAACACGAUGGUUCGAAUGAUCAUUGCCAGUUCUAUGAACCCGGCUGUGGAGAAAGUAUUCUUGAGCUUAUAUCAGAACCAUUUGAGGAGAUUUUGAAACACAUUGAAAGCAAUAAAAUAUAG
Drosophila elegans is the source of this 729-nucleotide messenger RNA. RefSeq lists its product as uncharacterized. Lineage: Eukaryota; Metazoa; Arthropoda; Insecta; Diptera; Drosophilidae. The transcript is spliced from 5 exons. The coding region runs from base 1 to 729 and encodes 242 amino acids. The record is from RefSeq and is a predicted model, not a curated record.